Messenger RNA from Petromyzon marinus (sea lamprey), 4260 nucleotides. Its product is annotated as integrin alpha-6-like. Gene Ontology annotation, cellular component: integrin complex; external side of plasma membrane. Gene Ontology annotation, biological process: integrin-mediated signaling pathway; cell-cell adhesion; cell-matrix adhesion. Lineage: Eukaryota; Metazoa; Chordata; Hyperoartia; Petromyzontiformes; Petromyzontidae. Gene Ontology annotation, molecular function: integrin binding. The record is from RefSeq and is a predicted model, not a curated record.
AGUGGAAGCAGGAGGUGUGGUUUUCCACAAGUGAAUUCCCAUUCCUGCAGAGCUACAUAUUCAUGAGCGCAUAGCACGUCAGCAAGUGCCAAUUACACACAACACACACACACUCAAAUACAGCAUAAUCUAAAAUAAACUGUUUGGCUUUGCUUAAAAUAAACCGCUCUUGUACACACACACACACAUAGAGCAAGCAGCAGCAGCAGAGUCCGCUCGGAAUGAAGCUGCUUUAUCUUCGAUUGACCACCGUUCUUUUCAUGGACUGUUUCAUCAAUUGCCAUGCUUUCAACCUUGACACGGAUCAUCCGAUCAUCAAAGAAGGAGACGAAGGUAGCCUCUUUGGUUUCUCCGUGGCACUCCACAAGCAAGUGCUGCCCGAGAUCAAAAGCAUAUUGCUGGUGGGGGCCCCUCAGGCGGAAGGUCUUCCUCGACAAGCUGCACGAAGAUCAGGUGGUAUCUACGCCUGUCCCAUCACCCAGCAGCCCGGAGACUGCUCAAGGUUAACAUUUGACGACCAUGUUGACCCAAAGGAAGAGAGCAAAGAGAAUCAAUGGAUGGGAGUGACGGUUCGAAGUCAGGGUCCAGGUGGCAAGGUCCUUGCAUGCGCCCACCGCUACGAGCGGCGCAAAUUCGUGGGCAACUCCGAGGAGAUCCGCAGUCCCGUGGGCCGUUGCUAUGUGCUGGGCCAGGCCCUGGGCCUCGACCAGGACGACCAUUCCGAGGGGGGCGGCUGGCACGCCUGCUCGGACCGCGGCGAGUCGUACGCGCUGUACGGCUUUUGCCAGCAAGGCACUGCAGCGGGCUUCACCCGUGACUACCACUACCUCUACUUCGGGUCACCGGGCGCGCACUACUGGAGAGGUCUCGUGUCCAUGUCACACAAAAACUCAUCGCUCUACGAGAAUGGAAUUUUUGACGAUGGACCCUAUGAAACGGUUUACACCACUAAGUCUGAAAAGGAUCCUGAGCAUAUUAAAGUCCCUUUAAACAGCUACAUGGGCUUCUCCGUGGACGUGGCAAACAACGUGGCGCGGCGUGGUGAGCCGAGUGUGGUGGCGGGCGCGCCGCGAGCCGCCCACAUGGGAGCCGUGCUGCUCCUCGCCGUCAACUACUCGCACAACAGCCUCGUGCCCGAGGUCAUGCUGCGCGGGGAGGGCCUCGCCUCUGCCUACGGAUACGCUGUCUGCCUCGCUGACCUCAAUGGCGACGGGUGGAUGGAUCUCUUAGUUGGAGCUCCAUAUUUCUUUGACCAGAGUAAGAAGAGUGUGGGUGGAGCCGUGUACGUGUACCUGAACGAUAACGGUCGGUACCACCCUGGCCACGGCCACGCUGACAGCAGCUGGGGUGGCAAUGAGCACGGCGGUGGCGAGAGGAAGAAGCGUGUGAGGCUGGAGGGCACCGUAGGAUCUGGCUUUGGGCUGACGAUAGCUGCCAUUGGUGACGUGGACCUUGACGGUUUUCAAGAUGUUGCAGUCGGUGCACCAUUUGAGGAAUCUGGACGAGUGUAUAUCUACAGCGGAGGUCCAAGUGGCGUCAUCACCAAGCCAGCACAGGUCCUCGAUGGAGAGAACUUAGACGUUGGCCUAAAGGGGUUUGGAUACUCCCUAAGUGGCGGCCUGGAUGUGGAUGGAAACCUCUACCCUGACUUGCUCGUGGGGUCGCUCUCUGAUCAAGUCGUCCUCUUCAGAUCCAGGACUGUGAUCACUGCAGAUGUCCACCUCCUGACUGACGGAGACAUUGAUAUGAGCGUGAAGAACUGUGAAAACAGGCAAAGCACUUGCGUGAGGGUGCUGGCAUGUUUCUCAUACUGGGCGCGACCACCUACCUACAGCCCUGCAAUCACGUUGCACUAUUCACUGAAUGCUGAGGAGGACCGGCGACAGCAAGGCCUCAGCUCGCGCGUUCACCUCACCGCCAUCGCCGGCACCGAGACCGGUACCCUCCUUGGGGUGCACGUCCUCUCGGGAAACGUCUCACUGGGCGGCCAGGGCGACACGCGCUGCUUCAACACCACGCUGCGUGUGCACGACCACGUGAAGGACAAGCUGCGGCCCAUCCCGCUGCACCUGCACUACGAGGUGCAGGAGGCUCGGUGGGAAAAAUCAGAGGCCGCCAUGGGGGAACUGCUUCCCACGCUCAACGCCAGCGUGGCCAACCCCUUGCGCACAGAGGUGAACUUCGUGAAGGAGGGUUGCGGAGAGGACAAAGUUUGUCAGAGCGAGCUCAGUUUCAACUUCUCCUUCUGCUCGCACGUCAAGUCAGAAAACUUCACGCAGCUGCACAGCGAGGGCGGCAGGCCACUGUUCCUCGUCGGGCAGCACAAGGGACUGGCCCUGAACGUAAGCUUGCGCAACAUGGGCGACGAUGCCCACGAGACUCACUUGCUGCUCGCACUGCCCUCCGGACUCAGCUAUCGGGGAUACCGCCAGAUCUGGGGCUCUUCCCAGGAUGUACAGCCCCUCUGCCUGCUGAGCAGCAACGCAUCUGUGGUGGACUGUGAGCUUGGGAAUCCACUCAGACGUGGCCACCAGGUGUUGCUGUAUCUCAUCCUGAGCACGGAAGGAGUCACAAAAGACAUGCUGGAGCUGAGCUCUACUCUGCAGCUCACAACCACAAGUGAGCAAGAGGGCCUGGAGCCGGUCAUAGCCAAGGUCAAAGUGCUGCUAGAGAUGGACAUUGUCAUCAUAAGCACUGUGAGGCCCUCCCAGGCGUACUUUGGAGGGGAAAUCCGUGGAGAGUCGGUGAUCUGGUGGGAGGGGGCGGCUGGGAGCCUGGUGGAGUUCAACAUCACGGUGCUCAACUUGGGCCACUCGCUAGAGGGCCUUGGUGGCGCGUACGUAGACAUCCACUUCCCAGUGGAAAUGUCCAAUGGCAAGUGGCUGCUGUACCUCGUCGCGUUGGAGCUGAGUGGUGCCGAGGCCGCUGCCACCGGGGAAGUGCCCCCCACAUGCCAAGGGCCGCAGGUCGAUGAGCUCGUGCUCAAGAGCGUUGCGGGGCGGACUGUGUCGACUCGGGGAGCGUCACAGAAAAAAACUAUUGAGAAGUUUUGGCAUCCGCCUCCCCUCAACGAGAAGGGCUACACCAAACUGGACUGCGGGGAGGGUACGGCGCGGUGCUGGCGGUACCGUUGUCCCUUGGCGGAGCUGACGCCGCCGGGUAAACAGACAUUGGCGCAGGUCAGGCUGCGUGCUCGCCUUUGGAACAGCACCUUUUUGGAGGAAUACCCAAGGGCCCACCAGGUGGAUGUGGUAGCCCGGGUGCACGUGGGGUUUACAAAACCUUUGACAAACCUCGUCAUCAAGGGUGCUAAGCCCGAAGGACAACCGGUGCGCGUCACCGUGCUCACGGAGACACCGGGCCCUGCCCUGGUCACCCUGCCCUGGUGGAUCAUUCUGCUCACCGUGCUGGCCGGACUCCUGCUUCUCGCCCUGCUCAUCCUUCUGCUGUGGAAGUGUGGCUUCUUCAAACGCACGACCGAAAAUAUGCAGUACGAGACCGUUUAUCACCGAGCACACCUCCACUUACAACCAUCAGAGAGGCAAAGGCUAGGCCUGGAGUCCAAGUGACUCUUUUUAGAGGAAGGGGGGGGGUGUUUUAUUAUAUGCAGUAGUCCUUUACUUGCAAUUGUGGGGUGGGUGAUAUUACAUAUAAGAGUUUGCGGAUCACGGAGAUUCCUCCACUUGGCAGCAGGUGAUGUCAGGGUUGUAUUUAUCUCCAGCGUGCUUCCAUGUACAAUGGCCACACAUGUGACAUGGUGCCUUUCUAAUUGGGGAAUUCUAAGCCUGAAAAUAAUUAAUAUAUCAGCAUUCGGGUCCUAUCACGAGGCAGAGGCUUAUCAGCUUCAUCUCUCCUGCAUACCUCCAACGGACAGAGAAACGAGUGUGAAGGCUUGACUUAAAGCUUUCGUGACUGCAGGAAUUCUUGGGUCUUUUGGUAAAGUCACAUAGAUAGGUUCAAAGAAAAUAACAAAAUAAAAAAAACUACUGUUAUUACGUGACUUUACCGAAAGACCCAAUAAUAUGAGUGUAAAGGCUUUCUCCAAUCUAUAGAAUGGACAAGUGACACUGCUGGGGCUCCAUUGCAACAUCUGUACCAUGUCACGAGUGAUUAAUAAUAUAUUUAACAUUAAGAACUUCGCCUGGAAAAUCCAUUCAACUGACACAGUGUAAUCAUCCUGACCCUGUUUCUUCUUCAACCGUGACUGUAAUGAGAGAGUAUAGGCCGACUGAAAAUAAACACUCGGACCGAUAAGAUGAA